Messenger RNA from Aspergillus novofumigatus IBT 16806, 631 nucleotides. RefSeq lists its product as uncharacterized. Bases 1 to 570 code for a protein of 189 amino acids. The transcript is spliced from 3 exons. The record is from RefSeq and is a predicted model, not a curated record. Lineage: Eukaryota; Fungi; Ascomycota; Eurotiomycetes; Eurotiales; Aspergillaceae. Gene Ontology annotation, biological process: secondary metabolic process.
AUGGUCUCUCUCCAAACAGUAACAGCAUGCCCAUGGAAGCCUCCCCGCCAGCCUCUCGCCGCACAUGCCUCUUCUCCACGCAUUUACGCCGUCGCUCGCCCAUCCACGGUUGCUUCGCACGAGACCUUCCUGUCAUCGCUGCGCCAGUCACACCCGACAGGGACGUACAGGCUCAUCCAGGCCGAUGUCUCUAUUAUCUCCGAGACCGACACGAUCGUCGCCAGAAUAAAGAAGAAUGAGACCAAGGUUGACAUCCUCGUCAUGUCGGCCGGCUUCAUGCCCUUUGAGGGGCCGCAAGUGGAUGGAACCGGCUGUACUGCAAGUUCCCCCAUUUCUGCCACAGGAUGGUUCUGCUUAGCCAUGCCAACCAUGUCUCGCCCAGAAAACCUACAAACGGGCAGUCUUCGAAGAGCUAGGCCAUCCGUUGACAGUGGAGGAUGCGCCGCUGAAGCUACCUGGGACCGAAUAGCUGCUGAUUCAGGUCGAAGCUUGGUGGGAUGGGUUACUCGGACAUCUACUCCCAAUACAACGGGGCUCGGCGGCGGCUUUCCCGUUGUAUCAGGUCCAUGAGAUUAUUGCCAAGGCCGCUGUGGUCAGGAUGCUCAGGAAGAUGGAACAGGUAACGUCGUGC